AUGUCCGCCUCACGACAUGCCAUGUCUUCUGCACUAGUCCCAAAACAAGCCGCACCCAGUGCGCCUGCGCCUCGCAUGCCCAUCUCGGACAAACAUACCGUCGAAUUGCCUGCAUCCAAAUCCUCGUCAUCAGUCAUCUACACCAAAUCCGCGCGUGUGUUGGUGAACGUCUCCGCGCCCGACGGUAAAGGAGCCCCACGCAGGAUAACGGUCAACAUUACCAAAACGUCCCCUCGCCGCUACCAAUACACCAGCUGGGAUGCCCACCAAAUGGCGCAGGAUCUGGUGCUAUUGAGCAUACUGGCAAUCAUAGCUAGCGGAUUCUGGUGGCUGUUCUACAGCGACCCUACGACCUAUGGCCCUAGGGUGGACGUGCGGGGACCGAGACCAAGGCGCUGA
Parastagonospora nodorum SN15 is the source of this 399-nucleotide messenger RNA. RefSeq lists its product as hypothetical. The transcript has a single exon. The record is from RefSeq and is a predicted model, not a curated record. NCBI's taxonomy places the organism in Eukaryota, Fungi, Ascomycota, Dothideomycetes, Pleosporales, Phaeosphaeriaceae. Bases 1 to 399 code for a protein of 132 amino acids.